Messenger RNA from Lingula anatina, 6099 nucleotides. RefSeq lists its product as uncharacterized. NCBI's taxonomy places the organism in Eukaryota, Metazoa, Brachiopoda, Lingulata, Lingulida, Lingulidae. The record is from RefSeq and is a predicted model, not a curated record. Gene Ontology annotation, cellular component: nucleus; transcription regulator complex; adherens junction. Gene Ontology annotation, molecular function: transcription corepressor activity. Gene Ontology annotation, biological process: response to hypoxia; negative regulation of hippo signaling; cytoskeleton organization.
CAGAGACGUGAGAAGUGAGUCAAGCAGGAAAGAGAAGAAGUUAGCAAACUUACGGAUAGCUCUUCAUUUCUUGGUGCUUUAAGCUUUUCCAUGACACUUAACACUUAAAUGGACCAUGGAUCACUACACAGAGUUGGAUGAUCGCGAUGUUACCCAGAUAGAGAGGGACCUGGGCAUGUUUGGGGUCCCGACGCCGCAGACUUUUUGGAGAGAAGACAUACCUAGGCGAUCAGACACUUCAGCCGGCUUGGAGUUUCAGAAGAAACGUGAGCUUUAUCUCCAGCACAUUCAACGCGGAGAACAACCGCCGAAAUACACGCCGUACACGGGAUUUAAUCCGGAAUAUAAUGCAUCCGACGGCAGGGAUUUAGACGCCGGGAAUUCCUUGGUUGUGCCAGUGAAGGACCUAAGGACGAGGACAGCUAGUAGCGGUAGUGGAGGCGACACCACAAGUAUGCUUAAACAAAACGCUACAGGUUACCCCUUUGCUGUAGAUAACCGUUCUGGGCUCCCAAUGUCAUCCCAAAUCGCAGUUGCCAGAGCUGCCAAUCUGGGUUAUACUUCUGCAGAGAACGGUGGGGCAUACACGAUUGGGAUUUCACAGCAACAUCAUCAGCUGCAGCAGGUGCCCCCUAUGGGAGCCUCACCACUGAACAGUACCCAGGGGCACCUGUUGGGGAGACAGAGUACCACAGGGACCUACCUCUACUCCAGUAGUCCUCGGACUAGCACAGGCAGUGUAGGCAGUGGUGGGGAUCCAAAUGGUGGUAGCCGCCGAGGAUCCCUGGUGAACCCCCCUCUCCCCCCCUCCUAUGAUCAACACAGAGUGGGGGGCACCAGGGGGGCCAGUGUCAGCCCAAGGUCCAGUGUGAGUGCUGACUCCAAGCACUCCAGUCCACGCACCAGUCUGGUGAACACAGCAUUAAUGGACCGGUUCCCAAGUCCACACUCUGGUAUGAUCAACGCCAACGAGAAAUAUCCCAGUCAGCGCUCCAGUUUGUCUUCACUGGGGUACGAGCAUUAUGUAACCAAUCAGACAGCAGCAGAAUCUCCCAGACACAGUCACAGCGGAGGAAGCGCGGGGUCAAGUCCCCUGCAAACCAUGGACAGAAAGUACACAAACAAUAAUGAUCCCGCUGCGCUGCCACCGGCGUAUAAUGAUCCCAGGCAUUCUAGGAUAGGUGGUGGCAACAACACCCAUCACCAUGGCAACAACACCCAUCACCAUCACGUCCCCCAUGGUCUGAAUCAUGUUCUGCAUCAAGGUAUACCUAAUCACAGCACCCCAAUUAAACUGAAUCUGGCCUCACCAAAUACUGUGCACCCCAAUCUUCUACAACAACAACAACAACAACAACCCCAUCUGGCUGGGCAGAGGGUGGGGGCUGGGGGUGUGCAGGGGGUGGCUGUGUCCGCUGCCACACAGACCAGCAGUCAGAGCCCAGUGUAUAGGAAUACAGUGGCAGGGGGCGCUAUGUCGCCUGCAGGGUCGUCAUCUAGUGGUGGACAGAGUAAGGUAUUACUCCACUACGAUGUCAUAGCGCCAAAAUCUCCCGGUCCCAGCGAGGCUGAGAAGAAACUAGCUGCGUUGACUCAGCAGUUAGAGAGAGAAAUGAGGUUGUCAUCUUCUGGGUCUUCAUCAAAACGAAGCUCAGUGUCGCCAGAACCUCGAGAGCCACCUCCGCCAUAUUACGGGCCACAUAACACAGAGACGGUACCUGUCAUGGCCAAUUCUGCCUCUGCUGUGCCUCAGUUUUACACGUCUACAGCAGUUUCUUACCCAGCAACAACGGCCAAUAAUUACCCAGCACCCCCUGCUUCGCCAUCUCUCUCAGUGUCGUCUAGAUCGUCCAACCAGAAGAGUGGCCUUGGUUUUCAAGUUACGCCACCUAAAUCCCAAGGUCUGACAGAAGCGGAGAAGAAACUGGAGGUUAUGACAAGUAAUAUUGAAAAGGAUUUGGAGCAGCAUCCGCCUGGUGAAUAUUAUGGUCAGUGUUACACGUGUGGUGAGAUGGUUUCUGGAACCAACGACGCCUGUCAAGCGAUGGGGAACCUGUACCAUACCAAAUGUUUUGUUUGCUGCUCGUGUGGGCGGACGUUACGCGGGAAGGCAUUCUACAAUGUGCAUGGAAAAGUGUAUUGUGAGGAAGACUAUCUGUACUCAGGCUUCCAGCAGACGGCAGAGAAAUGUGCCAUAUGUGGCCACCUCAUCAUGGAGAUGAUUCUUCAAGCGUUGGGGAAGUCGUACCAUCCGGGCUGUUUCAGGUGCUGUGUAUGUAAUGACUGCUUGGACGGAGUGCCGUUUACUAUAGACGUAGAUAACAAAAUCUACUGCGUUAUAGACUAUCACAAGAUGUAUGCACCUAAGUGUGCCGCUUGCGGGCAAGUUAUCACUCCAGUAGAGGGAACAGAAGAAACUGUGCGGGUAGUUUCCAUGGACAGGGAUUACCAUGUGGACUGCUACUGUUGCGAGGACUGUGGUCUGCAGCUGACAGAUGAACCAGACAAGCGUUGUUAUCCCCUGGGGGAGAUGUUACUCUGCUACGGUUGCCACCUGGCACGACUAAACUAUCACCCCAACGGACUCCCGCCAGCAACCGAGUCCCAGCUCCUCACCUUCAAUUUCAAUCCCAUGGUGCAGCAGCCGAUGCAGGGAGCUCAACCGACACAUUUUGCUCAACCACAGUCUGAGGCACCACAAACACAAUUGAGUUCAGCCAUGAUGAGUCAGCAAAAACAGCCACUGGGUCUUCAAGGCGGAGUGUCCAGUCAGAAUGUUAGACAGACUUUGGCCGGUGGAGGAGGGGUAGGAGUGGUCACUAGGACUGGCCACCCCAAUGGUCAUCCAGACUCCGGACCUCAAAGUCCAGCCAGUAUGACCAGUUUGUCCAGUGGUUUUAGUGGUCAAUAUGUCCACAAUAUGUACACCAGUGGUCAGAAACCUGAACCCCAGGCGCCAUUACGGCCACCACCAAAUUAUUAUGACCGUCACAGCAGCACUGGUCAUUUCUCUAGUGAUGAUAAUCACAGUCCUCCCAUACCGCCAAAACAAUAUAUCCAAAACCAUUUCGACACACAGAGGGCUUCCCCACAGGGAACGGGAAAAUCUGGCAAAGCCCAGAUGUACCAGAUAACUGAUCUGUGAGCGAGUUGUGCCUGUUCCCUGUGAGUACUUUCACUGUGGUCCUGUCCAGCCAGGUUUCUUGUGUGAAGAGCGACAGUGUCAACACAGGCAUAUGGAAACACAACCAAAGCAGAGAUACAUCAAACAACAGAACCGUGAAGCAGUUCUGUCUUAUUCCCUGUGACUGUGAGCUUCAAAUUUGGACCACAGGGAUUAGAGACAUUUCUUCCAACUAAAAAGAGAUUCAUGGCAGUUUCUUCCAGUUCCCUGUGAACUCCUGUGCUGACCACCAGAUGUCACUGCAGUGUGUCCGAGCUCUCGCCAGCAUGUAAACGUUUUGCCAAAACGAGCAGAUGAUGAACUGUUUGCCGAAAGUUAAAUACAGACAAGCAUAUUUGACAUUUUACAUAUAUAUGAAGUGGUCUGUAGUCUACAUGUUACAGCAUCAAUGUUUAAUGCCUCUGAUUCAUACUGUGGUACUAGCAUUUCAUGGGACAGCAGUCAGAAUGGCAGUAUUAAAAGGAAUUGCUAUUUGUUCUCAGAUUUCAUCAGUUCUAGACACAUUCAGUUUUCUGAACAUAAAGAUGUGUCAUGUUCAUAUAAAUACUUUUUAUUUUCAGCUUUUUCUAAAUUUUGUCUCUUAAGUUCCUCAAGUACCUCAAAUUUUUGUCUAGACAUAAAAAGUUGGAAGUGUACUUUGUACACAUCUUAUCUUGUUAGAGUGUUUGAAACAAGUAUAAUACUACCACUUCUCUAGUUGUACUAUAAAUGUGCAUCAAUGUGUUAUUUUAAUGUCUGUUACUGGUUUUGGAAACAAUGGACUGUUUGUUGCAGUCUAGGUUCAAUGUAUCACAGAUUGUGGUUAACUUGGAUACAAUGUAUCACUGUUAGUGCAACCUGGAUACAAUGUAUCACUGUUAGUGCAACCUGGAUACAAUGUAUCACUGUUAGUGCAACCUGGAUACAAUGUAUCACUACUUGUUGUGAACUGCAAACAAUGUAUCACUGUUUGUUGUAACUUGGAAGCAAUAUAUCACUGUAUUGGUUGUUACAAGUCACAAUUGUAUCGGCGUUACUGAUGUAAGCUUAGUAUUUUGCACGGGAAAAAAAUUUAUGUGAUGACAUUUUAGUGCAACAAUACAGGUGUAUGAUAAUUGGUUUAUCUCAUGACAUAUAAAUAAUAGGUUGUCUUACAUUUACCAGUAGAUGUAUGAAGCUUUUUCAAAUGUUGUCUUAAAAGGAGAUACACAGGGAAAGUAUGCAUCAGUUAUGUAUGUGUUUGGCACAGUUUUAGAGCACUUACAUGUUACAUAUAUUGUCAGCUGAUGCACUGGAGUAUUACAUAAGUCUUUCACAUGGUGGUCUAUAUGUUCUCACUUGAUGGUAAAAUGUGUAUUGCCACUCUGUUGUGCAACUGAAAAAAACCACUGUGGUUUGGUGUAAACUUGGAUUUCCUGGAACAGGAUCGGUUUACAGCAGUGGUUAUAAUCUGGUAGGUUUUCAGGUUAAGUGGUUUCACAUUAUUUUGAAAUUCACAUAAUUUUGAAAUUUAUCAUGUUGACACAAUUUAUUUAUAGCACAGUUAGUUGUAUGGCUGCAGGAAGCACUUUGAACAAGUAAACUUAGCACCCUGUGUUUGAGAACACUGGCAUUGACUCCUGCCCUGGUAUAUAGCUGCCUGGUACAAAUAAUUACCCACAUUAUGGUUCUGAAAGUCAGGGUGACUGUGAUCACUUGGUUGUUGUAAUUACUUCACUGUGGUUACUUGAUGCAUUUUACAUCACCAUAGUAACUUCACUAUGGUAACUUGGUAUAUGUAACAUUGCCAUAGUUACUUCAGUAUGGUAACUUGAUGCAGUAAACAUCACCAUAGUUACUUCACAGAUUUUAUGAACGCCCUGAAUUUCAGAGAUCUGCUUGAACAUUCUUGAAGAGAGAAGUGUCAUUCUUAAAACUAUGAAGUUCAGGUUGACUUGAUCACAUUUUCGCCACACUUGCAGUCUCCUUGUAAUUUCAUAUACCAGCUUUGUUACUUCUCACUCUGUGUUGCUGUCACUGCCCCUGUUGGUUGUCAGUUACAAUGUAACGGGUGUAUUGAUAUUUUAUAUAAUAUCAGUUAAUUAUAUUAAUAUUGUCAUUAAUGCCAGUAUUGUGAAAGCAGAGCAUUUCUGUGGCACAUGGUAACGACAUGUCCCCACGCAGGCAUCAAUGUAGCUAUCUCUCUUUAAGAAACUACCUUUUUAUUUUCUAUGAAAAAAUGUCAAGGUAUUUGAUUAUCAUCUGAGACAAUUUCACAAAAUCUCUAAACAGUGUCCGGUAUUUAAAAACUUAGACCAUAAGGGGCAAUUUCUAAUCCUCUGUUUUAACUGUGUUUUAGGCUGGUUUUAAAUUGUGCUAAUUAUGAGAAGCUUAAGUGCAGGUGAAGAAGGUUCGGGUUAAACGUGUGUGAACCUUGCGCUGGAUAACUGUGUAAUAGGUCUGAAUAUUAUAUUUUUAAAGGUACUCGAUUAUAUUUAUAGUUAUGGCUUUCUCCUAUCCUACCACUUGAUCUUUUACUAUUAUUUUAUUAUAAUUAAUUUAAGUAAUGAAUGUGGAAUUAAUAUCAACUAAAUUGUGAGUUGUUAAACUAUAUCAAUCUCAAUAUCGUAAUCAAACUGUUAUAUGGCAUGUAAUCCUGUCCACGGCAGUUCAGUACAGAUUUUAUUUUCCAUUCUUAAAAGUCGCUUGUAGAUCACAAAGGUUGGAGUUAUUUAUAAAGGAAUCUGCAUUGAUGGGGAGGGUGGGAUGAUUUGCAUCACGGGCACAUCGCAAGAAUUUUAUGUCUUAAGUCGCAGCACCAUGACACGUUUUGUACAUAGAUUUCUUGGUGCUUAUGACGGUAUCGAUGUAUAGCGGAUACCCAGUUGUAUAUGGGUAAAUUAUUUUCAUUAUAUUGUGGGUCUUACACGUGUAUAAACGAUAAAAUGUUUUUUCAA